AUGAGCGACUUUGGUAGGCGUAUCACUGAGGGUCAUGACAACUAUUUAGUGAAUCAGCAGAUUGCUCUACCCAUCUCUUAUGGUCAUGCGGAUAGCCAUGACUUCAGCAGCAACGGAACGGCGCCACAUCAUUUCUCUCAACAAACGUUCGGUUCAUACGCAUCUCAAAUUGGACCUGCCUACACUCAGGCCGGCUUACCUCCCGGCAUCAAUCAAUCAUCUACGCACUCCAUUCCGGUCGCCCCAGAAAAUGAAGUUCUGCAGCAUCAACCCGCGCAAUGCGCAGCGCAAGCGCGGUAUUUGCAGUCGCCGAGGUAUCUACCUCUUCGUGAAACGAUCAGUGAGAUAGAAAUAGAGAGCCAGGAGUCUCUCAAUGAGAACACGAUGCUAUCAGAGCCAAUUAUCCCUCCAUUGGACGGUUUUCCUAGCGUGAGGGAAUUUGAUCAAUUGAUCAGAUGCUACGUGGAUGAUCUGUCAAUCAAGAAACAAGACAAGGCAUUGAUACAUGCCAGAAGAGCACGGAACAUCAGGACUGUCCUGAUUGACCCAAAAGAUACCGCCAUUGAAUCAGCCCAAUUCAGGUACCGUUUCCCCGGUCCCGAUUUCCUGGUCCCAAUUUCCCUGCUCUUAGUUGUGUCGGUCUGGACCCUUUCUUGA
Molecule: messenger RNA, 657 nt
Organism: Aspergillus thermomutatus
Lineage: Eukaryota; Fungi; Ascomycota; Eurotiomycetes; Eurotiales; Aspergillaceae
Exons: 2
Coding region: 1-657 (218 amino acids)
Source: RefSeq, a predicted model, not a curated record